AUUAUUUAAGAUCUUGAUGAUGCUUUGAGGGAAAAUCUUUAGUAUCUACCUGUUCAUGCUGUAUUCGUAAGAGGAAAUGAUUCCUUUCUUUCCCCAAACUAGGACAAAUAAGAUAGUUUCACUGCUUCUUUUCUUCUUUAAAACAGAAGCAUCCAGAGUGGGACUCUUAUGUUAUUGUGUUGCUUUUCACAAAUACAUUAUUUUCACUCCUGUGAUUCUUUGAAGUAGCUGCUAGAGAACAGUGUUAGGUUUGCACAGCCAAAUGGAUGAAGAACAGUAUCCAGAUGAUUCAGAUAACAAUUACUCAUAUGAGUAUUCCAUUAAUGAAAGCAAUGUCUGUGAAAUGGGUAACUAUUUUGUGUUUUAUACCCAUUUCACUACUGUUAUCUACACUCUGGCAUUUUUUCUUAGCCUGCUGGGAAAUUCUCUGGUGUUAUGGAUCCUAUUCAAAUAUGAAAACCUUGUGUCUUUAACAAACAUCUUCAUCAUGAAUCUCUGUGUCUCUGACUUGAUAUUCUCCUGCAUGCUGCCUUUCUGGGUAGUGGACCAGUCCUUCGGGUGGAUUUUUGGUGAGUUUCUUUGCAAAGCAAUGAAUGCCAUUUUCUCCAUUGGCUACUACAGUGGUGUUUUCUUUUUGACUCUCAUGACUAUUCUACGGUACUUGUCCGUCGUGAACCCUCUUUCCACUUUGAGAUCCCCAACACAAUGCUGUGGUUCUCUGGUGAGCUUGGUUGUUUGGACUUGUAGCAUUUUAAUUGUGGUUCCCGAGGUGAUUCACACCACAGUUCAAGAAGACGUGGAUGGGUCCAAGACCUGUGAUUACAAUGAUUGGAAAUGGAAAAAGGUGGAUGUUUAUCAGAGAAAUGUACUCUUCCUGUUUUCCUUUGGGGUUAUUAUAUUCUGUUACUUCAGGAUACUGAUAAUUCUGCUAGGAACAAGAUCUCGCAGAAAGCACAGAACUGUGAAACUCAUCCUCAUUAUCGUGAUGGCUUUCUUCCUGAGCUGGGCACCUUACAACAUCCUCAGUUUUCUGAUUACUUUUCCACCAUCUACCUGUCAGUAUGAAAAAGACACCACCCUUGCCUUUCACAUCAGCCGUAAAAUUGCUUUCUCCCACUGCUGCCUUAACCCUGUGCUUUAUGUAUUUGUUGGAGUCAAAUUCAAGAGACAUUUGAUACGUCUAUGCAGCCAGUGCUUACCUUGUGGCAACAGUCAAGUUUCCAGCCCCAGGAUCUGUUCUCAAGGCAAAUUUCACUAUGAAGAUGCAUCCAUCUACUGA
Cygnus atratus (black swan) is the source of this 1279-nucleotide messenger RNA. RefSeq names its product X-C motif chemokine receptor 1 (gene XCR1). Gene Ontology annotation, biological process: G protein-coupled receptor signaling pathway; immune response; chemotaxis. Gene Ontology annotation, molecular function: chemokine receptor activity. The coding region runs from base 263 to 1279 and encodes 338 amino acids. Lineage: Eukaryota; Metazoa; Chordata; Aves; Anseriformes; Anatidae. The transcript has a single exon. The record is from RefSeq and is a predicted model, not a curated record. Gene Ontology annotation, cellular component: membrane.